Messenger RNA from Daphnia carinata, 1058 nucleotides. It is a transcript of the gene Rbm13, whose product is annotated as protein MAK16 homolog. The record is from RefSeq and is a predicted model, not a curated record. Lineage: Eukaryota; Metazoa; Arthropoda; Branchiopoda; Diplostraca; Daphniidae. Gene Ontology annotation, biological process: maturation of 5.8S rRNA; maturation of LSU-rRNA. Bases 146 to 1027 code for a protein of 293 amino acids. Gene Ontology annotation, cellular component: nucleolus; preribosome, large subunit precursor. The transcript is spliced from 7 exons.
GAUUCCGCAUGCUUGUUUGUAGAGCAUGUGGACAGUGAACAGUAAUUUUCUUUCUACAGUAUUUCCAUCGGCAAUUUUAAAUCAGUUGACAGCAAAAAGGAGUAAUUGAGGCAAUUAUUAGGGAAAACGAGCAACUGUUUAAAAAAUGGAAAACGACGAUAUUGUUUGGUCGAUUAUCAACAAAUCUUUCUGUUCUUACAAAGUCAACACAAAAACACAAAGGUUCUGCAGGAAUGAGUACAACCUUACUGGAUUGUGCAACCGUUCAUCUUGCCCUCUUGCCAACAGCCAGUAUGCAACAGUUAGAGAAGAAGAUGGAAAUUGCUUUCUUUAUAUGAAAACAGUAGAAAGGUCCGGAUUUCCUCGAAAUAUGUGGGAAAAAGUAAAGCUGUCUAAAAGUUUAGAAAAAGCUCUUAGACAGAUUAAUGAAUACCUAGUAUACUGGCCUGGGUUUCUUAAACAAAAGUGUAAACAGCGCUUGCUAAAAAUUUCUCAGUACCUCAUACGUAUGAGAAAAUUAAGGCUGAGAAGACAGAAGAAGCUGGUGCCUAUCCAAAGAAAACAAGAUAGACGUGAACGUCGCCGAGAAGAAAAAGCCCUAGUCGCUGCCCGUCUAGAUUCGGCUAUCGAAAAAGAACUUCUUGAACGUCUUAAACGGGGAACUUACGGUGACAUUUACAACUUCCCUCAAGUUGCUUUUAAUAGAGCUUUGGAAGAGGAGGAAGACGCGGAAGUGAAUAUGGAAGGCGAGGACUAUGGAGAAGAUGAAGAAAACGAAGGGGAAGAAGCAGAAGAGGAGAUUGAUGAGGAGCUAGAAAAAGAACUUGAAGAAGAAAGUGAAAAUGAAGAGGUGGAGUAUGUUGAAGCUGACAGUGAUCUUGAAGCAGAGUUAGAAAGUGAAUCCGAUGUCGAAGACAUUGAACCUAAAGAUAUAAAUGCCGUCAAAGAUAAUGCCAGGAGAAAACCAAGACUUGAAAUUGAAUACGAAACUGAAACUCUUUCUAAAAACCCGAAACGUACAGUGUAGUUUUGAACGUGACAAUACACUCAUGCUUGUA